AUGCCGACGCUUGAAACCUACAAAGGCGCCUACCUCUGGAAAUACGUGCCCAACUUUACGGCAGCCAUUACGUUCGGAGCUCUCUUCCUCAUAUUGACUUUGGCGCAUACCUAUAAGAUGUAUAGAUGCCGAACGUGGUAUAGUAUACCGUUCGUCAUUGGCGGCUUUUGUGAGCCCAUCGGUUAUGCAUGCCGCGCAAUAGCAACCCACCAUACAGGCUCCAUCGUUCCAUUCCUCCUACAAGCGAUCUUCAUCCUCCUUCCACCGUGCCUGUACGCCGGAACGUUGUAUAUGGUGUACUCGCGCGUGGUGCGCGCUAUCCACGGCGAACGCUUCUCCUACAUCUCGCCUCGAUGGUGUACACGAAUCUUCGUUGCAGGUGAUCUCCUCUGUCUCAACAUACAGUCAACUGGAGCAGGGUUCUUACCUAAGCAAAACUUGGUGAAUGUUGGAAACGGCGUCAUUGUCACAGGUUUGGGACUGCAAGUUCUCAUCUUCGCGGGAUUCAUGUGGUGCUGCAUACUUUUCCACCGCAAGUUCUCACUUCAUCUUCGCAGUUAUGGUCAACAUGUCGACGUCCCUUGGAAGAGUGUGCUCUGGAUGUUAUACGGGACUUCUGUCAUCAUCUCGAUUCGUAACAUCUUCCGACUAGUCGAGUUCAUCGCUGGACACGAAAGUUACCUGUUUCUGAACGAGUGGCCGGUGUACGCUUUCGAUGGUGCUUUGAUGCUACUAGUCAUGAUUGGCUUCUACAUCUGGUAUCCACAGCAGCUGCAGAUCGAAGAGAGUGGUACGGAGAGUAUGAUUGAUCUCACGAGCGAAGAAAAUGGUCCACCAGGAGAUGAUCCAUCUAGGAAGUAA
Messenger RNA from Alternaria atra, 861 nucleotides. RefSeq lists its product as uncharacterized. NCBI's taxonomy places the organism in Eukaryota, Fungi, Ascomycota, Dothideomycetes, Pleosporales, Pleosporaceae. Gene Ontology annotation, cellular component: membrane. Bases 1 to 861 code for a protein of 286 amino acids. The transcript has 3 exons. The record is from RefSeq and is a predicted model, not a curated record.